CGGCGGGCGGUGGCCGCAGUUCCCGGUGCGCGCUGGCUCCGGCAGCCGCUCGGCAGCAUGGCUGGUUUGGGGCGGCCAGGCCCGGGCCCCCGCACCGCGAUGCCUGCCUGGAAACGGGAGAUCCUGGAGCGGAAGCGGGCCAAGCUGGCCGCCUUGGGUGGAGGCGCGGCGCUGGGCGCCGAAGCUGGCGAGGCGGAGCCCGCGGGGCCUGCCGCCGAGAAGCUGGUGCUGGCGGAGAGCUUGGGCCCGCUGCGCGAGAACCCGUUCAUGCGGCUCGAGUCGGAGCGGCGGCUAGGGGCGCGGCGCGGCGGCAGCGCGGGCGCGGCGGGGCCGGGGGUGCGGCCGGCUGAGCAGCUGCUGGAGCUGUAUCGCCUCGUGCCGGGCGUGCGCACCAUCCGCGCGGACAACAUCCUCAUCAUCGAGUCGGCUCCCGGCUUCCCGCUGGCGCCAGCACCCGCGUCCGGCCCGGAUCGGAGCCCCAGCCCGGCCGCCCGCAUCCGCGCCGCCGAGGUACUCGUGUACGAGGCACCGCCGCCUCCUGGCCGCGUGAGCCGCCUGCUCCAGAAGUUCGACCCGCCGGUGGUACCGCGCCGUCGCGGGAGCCCGGAGCGCGGGCGCCCCGCGCCUCCGCCCUCCCCUGGCUCCGCCGUCCCGCGCGUGGGCGAGCGCGCCGCCUGCUUGGAGCCCGAGGUCCGCGUCGCAGGUCCCGGCCCCGGGCCCCGGCGCAGCGACUUCCUGCACAAGACCAGCAGCAACUCCUUCACUGUUCAUCCUCGAGGUCUGAACCGCAGCGCGGGCACUCGCCAGCUCCCCAACGGGCCCGCAUGCUUGGAGUCCCGGGCCGGCGCUGCCAACGUUCUCGCGGGAUCCGCGCCUGGGACGGGCGAGUGGAAGCCAAAGGUGGAGUCCGAGGAGGCCCCCGCCCACCCGUCCCCCAGUCCCGGGACCCCCAGUGCCACUCCAGCCGCGCCCCCGGCCUUGCUCACGCCCAGCCCUGCCAGUGCCACUCCCAGCCAGCGCCAGUGGGUCUCCUCGGCCACCAGCGCCAACGACUCCUUCGAGAUACGGCCGGCCUCCAAGCCAGACGUGGACACGAUCCCCACUGGGGACCUCCAGGCCCGGGCCCUGGCCAGCCUUCGCAUGAAUUCCCAAAACUCCUUCGUGUUCAUCCCCAAGUGCAAGGCUUCCGGAGCCCACCCUGGGGAAGGGAGGCAGUCUGUGGGGCCUCCAGAAGGAGAGCUUGGCUGGGCCUCCCAGCAGGAGCGUGAGGCCCAGCAGGUGCCUGGAGAGGAUGGUGUAUUUGUCUGUGGGAGGAGCCCCUUGGAGGCUGAGGAGGGGGGCUGCCCCAGGCCAGCCAGUGCCCUUGUGGACCCGGCUGUUAGGUGGCAGAGGCCAUCCUCACCACCCCCGUCCCCACUGGACGCCACUGAAGCUGAGCCUACCCAGGGCUUCAGGAUUCCCGGCUUGGCCGAGAAUGGUGGGGAGCCUGGGAGGCCAGGGCUGCCGGUCACCUUCAUUGACGAGGUAGACUCGGAGGACGAGUUCCCCCAAGAAGCCAAACUGCCCUGCUCCGGGGCUGGUGGGCCUCCCCAGUACCACCCACAACCCACCAGGCCUGAGCAGUCCACUUUGCUCCAGCACCGAGGGAGCAACACGUUCACAGUGGUGCCCAAGAGGAAGCCAGCGGCCCGGCAGGCCAAUGGGGAGGCCAGGCCUAGGGAGGCUGAGGAGGAGGGGCCAGGCAGACUUUCGGAGCCACCUGCUGCCCUGGGGACAGCACUGAAGAAGCGUUACCCCACCGUGCACGAGAUUGAGGUGAUUGGCGGCUACCUGGCCCUGCAGAAGUCCUGCCUCACCAAGGCUGGCUCCUCAAGAAAGAAGGCCUGUCCAGCUACACUCCAAAACACUCCAUGGCCUUCAGCAAGUGGCAGGAGCAGACGCUGGAGCAGGCUCCGAGUGAGAUGGAGCCACCGUCCAAAGAGGUCAUGCUCACCCCUGCCAACCAGAACGACCUCUCGGACUUCCGAAGCGAGCCAGCCCUGUAUUUCUGACUCCGGCCCUACCAGGACGGGCAAGGCUGAGCCCCAGUGGUGGGGCCCCGGGAGUUGGGCAGUGCCUGAGAGCACCACACUCAUUCUGCACCCGCCCUCCCCCACCGCCCUGACCUGCCAGGCCCUGCCUUCCCAGCUCGCACUCUCUCUUCCUGAGGUCUCAACCAGGCUAGUAGUCGGGACUUGAUCCUUAGGAACCUGGCACAGCUUCUUCCUAUGGGGCUGUCUGGGUCUCGUUCCCUGACCCUCGUUUGGGGACACUGCCUGUGAAGGAGGGGUGGUGUCCUGCUAGACACCGUGCCCAGUGGCUGUCAGGUGUGUCCAGGGUGGGGGGCUGACCCGGCUGCCUGUCCUCUGUAGGACUGCAAGGCCCUAGCCCACACCCCCAGCAUGAGCCACUCCGCUUCUGGUGAAUGGGAAGUCUUCCCACCUCUGCUGAUGGACUCAAUAAACAGCACUGGACGAGGCUGCCUCCA
This is a messenger RNA of Camelus dromedarius (Arabian camel), 2527 nucleotides long. It is a transcript of the gene TPRN, whose product is annotated as taperin. The coding region runs from base 58 to 2238 and encodes 726 amino acids. Gene Ontology annotation, cellular component: stereocilium base. Gene Ontology annotation, molecular function: phosphatase binding. The transcript is spliced from 3 exons. NCBI's taxonomy places the organism in Eukaryota, Metazoa, Chordata, Mammalia, Artiodactyla, Camelidae. The record is from RefSeq and is a predicted model, not a curated record. Gene Ontology annotation, biological process: sensory perception of sound; stereocilium maintenance; auditory receptor cell stereocilium organization.